Fraxinus pennsylvanica is the source of this 1308-nucleotide messenger RNA. NCBI's taxonomy places the organism in Eukaryota, Viridiplantae, Streptophyta, Magnoliopsida, Lamiales, Oleaceae. The record is from the annotation of a GenBank genome assembly.
AUGAGGAAAAAUGCUAAUUAUCAUUCAGGAAGGGUAUUCAGUGACAGAAGGUGGAAAAUUCCAUUCUUUGUGAGUUUGCUUGUGUCAAUUACUCUAUUUACUGCUACCAUUUUUGGGUUAUACUCUGCGUCUUAUGGAAGAGAUCAAUUGCAAGUAGACAUUGUUACGUUUGAAAAUUCUGAGGACUCGGAUGGGUACUUUGUGGAAUCGGAUUUAAUGAAGUCUUUUAAAUCAAGUAAGGCCUCAGAAAUAGAACCACCGAGAUUUGCUUAUCUCAUUUCGGGUACAAAGGGCGAUAGUCAGAGGAUGAUGAGAACAUUGCAAGCGGUGUAUCAUCCGAGAAAUCAGUAUAUUCUGCACAUGGAUCUCGAGGCCCCCCCACGGGAGAGGUUAAAUUUGGCCAUGUCAGUGAAGAAUGAUCCAACAUUUGGUGAGGUGGAAAAUGUGCGUGUUAUGUCACAAUCCAAUUUGGUGACAUACAAAGGUCCUACUAUGAUUGCUUGUACCCUUCAAGCCAUAGCGAUUUUGUUGAAGGAGAACUCGAAUUGGGACUGGUUUAUAAACCUAAGUGCUUCCGAUUAUCCUCUUAUGACUCAAGAUGAUAUGUUAUACGUCUUCUCCAAUUUGUCUCGAAAUCUCAAUUUCAUUGAGCACACACAGAUUUAUGGGUGGAAACUGAACCAGAGAGCAAAGCCUAUCAUAGUUGAUCCAGGCCUCUACUUGUCUAAAAAAUCUGAAAUUGCAUGGACUUCUCAACGUCGCUCAAUUCCAACAUCUUUUAAGUUGUUUACUGGCUCGGCAUGGGUGAUUCUAACUCGCUCUUUUGUCGAAUACUGCAUAUGGGGGUGGGAUAACCUUCCCCGAACAAUCCUCUUGUAUUAUACAAAUUUCAUCUCGUCCCCAGAAGGAUAUUUUCACACGGUUAUUUGCAAUACUGAAGAGUUCCGUAACACUGCAAUAGGUCAUGAUCUCCACUACAUUGCUUGGGACAGUCCUCCUAAGCAGCAUCCACGUUCAUUAACAAUCAAGGAUUUCAAUAAAAUGGUAAACAGCAGUGCCUCCUUUGCUCGGAAAUUUCACAAGGAUGAUCCACUUUUAGACAAGAUCGAUAAAGAGUUGCUUGGUCGAACAAAUCGUUUUGCACCUGGGGCAUGGUGUGUUGGGAGCUCGGAAGAUGGGACUGAUCCUUGCUUCUUGCGAGGUAAGGAUUCCGUGUUUAAGCCUGGUCCUGGUGCUGAGAGGUUACAAAAGCUAAUUGCGAAUCUGCUAUCUGAAGAUUUUCGUAGUAAGCAGUGCCAUACACAGUGA